ACUUCACAGGUUUUGUCGGUAAGCUGUUAUGAUAGUAUAGCUAUUGCACCGGGGGUCUUUUUUCUUCUUAGCAUUGACAAUUGGAAUUGCUGAAUUAUGAGUUGCGGCCACGCUCACGGCUACCACAGCCCUCCUCAGGAAGAAACGUUAUCACCAUCAUCGACAACCAUGGGCGGCGGAACCCCCUUCUCAAAUGCCUCGGCUGGCACCUCCAGCUACCCACAACUAAACUUCACACCAAAGGGCCAACAGAUUCGCGACAUCUACCAAGAACGCCUAAGGCAGUUCACCGCGCAGGGGCAAUACGAGAGCAAGAACCUCCGCUCAAUGUUCAUUAGUGACAGCGAGGACUCCAGCGAGUACGUCAAGCUGCAAGUCUACUCCGUCCCGGACCUGAAGCGUAUUCCGUUCGACGAGGCCGUUAAGGGCAAGUUCAAGAGCACCUCUAAGGGCCAGAGUUUUGGACCGUCGUGGUCGACGCAUUGGUUUAGGGUUAGGAUCACCGUGCCGACGAGGAUGCUGAAGCAGGAGAGGCUGGAGUUUCACUGGGAUGGGAAUUGCGAGGGGUUGGUGUGGACGAAGGAGGGUGAGCCUGUGCAGGGGCUUACCGGUGGUGGGGAGAGGGUUGAGUAUCAGAUUCCUGAGCAGUGGAGGGACGGUAAGGAGCAUUUGCUUUAUGUCGAGUUGGCAUGCAAUGGCAUGUUUGGGAACGCUCCCGGUGGGGACAGCAUCCAGCCACCGGAUCCGAAUCGAUACUUCCAAUUGACAAAGGCGGAUAUUGUCGUGCCGAAUUUGCAAGCUCAGGGGUUGUACAUCGACUUCUGGAUACUGGGAGAUGCAUCGCGGGAGUUUCCUGGGGAUUCUUGGGAAUCGCAUACGGCUACCCAGGUUGCCAAUGAUAUCGUAAACACUUUCGUUCCCGGAUCUCAAGAGUCUAUCCUGCGAUGCCGGAUGAUUGCCGCAAGAUACCUUGGUGGUAACGUUGAUUCUGCGAAGGUUUACGAUUCGGAUCUUGAGCCAAUUGUGUAUGGAAUUGGACAUUGUCAUAUCGAUACUUGCUGGCUCUGGCCGUUUGAUGAGACGAAACGCAAGGUGGCGCGCUCAUGGUCCUCUCAGUGCAAUCUCCUGGACAGGUAUCCGGAGCAUAGAUUCACCGCUUCCUCUGCGCAGCAGUACAAGUGGCUUGAGCAGUACUAUCCCAAGCUCUUUGAGAGAGUUCGCAAUCAUGUCAAGAAAGGCACGUUUCAGUAUAUUGGUGGAAGUUGGGUCGAGCAUGACACAAAUAUGCCGAGUGGGGAGAGUUUGGUGAGACAGUUUAUCCUUGGACAACGCUACUUCCAGAGCAGAUUCGGGGAGAGGUGUACCACCUUUUGGCUGCCUGACACCUUUGGAUAUAGUGCGCAAUUGCCGCAGCUGUGCAGACUUGCGGGAAUGACUAGGUUCUUGACGCAGAAGCUUUCAUGGAAUAAUAUCAACAAGUUCCCACACACAACUUUCAACUGGAUUGCCCUUGAUGGGUCUCAGGUCCUGUGUCACAUGCCUCCAAGCGAGACAUAUACUGCUCAGGCACACUUUGGCGAUGUCAAGCGGUCAGUCACUCAGCACAAGUCUAUGGACGAGGAUACCACCUCGCUGCUUGUCUUUGGUCACGGAGAUGGUGGAGGUGGGCCCACCGCCGAGCACAUUGAGAAGCUUCGUCGCUGCCGCGGCAUGAGCGACACUAUUGGUCUCCUUCCUCGUGUUAAGAUGGGUGAUAGUGUCGACGAUUUCUUCUCCCGGUUAGAGAAGAAGCAGGGGUCUGCAAAGAAGUUCGUGACUUGGUACGGAGAGCUGUACUUUGAACUUCACAGAGGAACGUACACUACCCAAAGCAACAACAAGAAGAACAAUCGCCGAGCCGAAGUGGCAUUGAAGAACGUUGAACUAUUGUCUGCAUAUGCCAGCUUGAGCAGUAUCUAUGGAUACAAGUACCCGAAGAAGGACAUAGAUGAGUUAUGGGAAAUCAUAUGCUUAUGCCAAUUUCACGACUGCCUUCCCGGGUCAUCUAUCGAGAUGUGCUAUCGGGAUUCUGAUAAACUUUAUGCUGAGCUUUUCCGGAGGUGUGGGGAACUCAUCGAGGAAUCCGGUCUGGCUCUUGGUAUUAAGUCUGCUCCGGGCUCUGACACUAAGCCUUUUGCUGUGAAUACCCUCCCUUGGGACCGCACGGAGCUGGUUAAGCUUCCGAAAGAGGUGGCUGGAGCUUGUCAGAAGGGGGCAGACGGCAGCGAAUACGGCUUCUUGGGGACUGAAGGACUUGUUCAAGUUUCUGACGACGGUCCGAAGGUUACCGUUACCGAAACUGCAAAAGAUGUUUACGUUCUUGCGAACGAUAAACUGCAGGUUACGGUUGAGAAUGGAGUAAUCACCAGUCUGAUUGACCGCGAGUUGGAACGUGAGGUCAUUCCGGAGGGUGCUAGGGCUAACCAGUUGGUUAUUAUGGAUGACAAGCCCUUGUACUGGCAAGCAUGGGACGUCGAGGUCUAUCACCUAGAGACUCGUCGGGAGUUGCCCACGGGCAAAGUUUCCGUUUAUGAGAAUGGGCCAUACAGGGCCAGUGUCCUUGUCGAGACCCAGAUUAGCGAGACCAGUUGGAUCAAGACCAUCAUUAGUCUUCAAGCUGCAGUGAAUGGCGCGGGUAGCCUUGUCGAAUUCGACAACGAAAUCGAAUGGAGAGAAGACAUGAAGUUUUUGAAAGUUGAAUUCCCCGUGGACGUUCACAACACAGAGGCCUCCUACGAAACCCAAUACGGCAUUGUCCGCCGACCAACUCACUACAACACCUCCUGGGACAUGGCCAAAUUCGAGGUCUGCUGCCACAAAUGGGCCGACCUGUCCGAACACAAUUUUGGCGUGUCCAUCCUCAACGAUUGCAAAUACGGUUUCGCCACGGUCGGAAACGUCAUGCGUCUCUCCCUAAUCCGAGCUCCGAAGGCGCCAGACGCGCACGCAGACAUGGGCCGUCACACAUUCCGCUACGCUAUCCUCCCGCACCACGGGCCAGUGGGAGAAACCACCGUUCGAACAGCCAUGGCUUUCAACAACCCGCUAGAACCGGGCCAUGUUUCAGCCAACGAAAUGGAGAACGUGAGAGAGCUUUUAGAGACCAUUAGAGUCGAAGGAGGGAGUAAGAGCAUAGUCCUGGACACCGUCAAGAGGGGCGAGGAUGACGAGGACGUUUCCACCGGUGGGAUUCCAACUAGGAAGGGACGGAGUCUGGUGCUUAGGUUUUAUGACAGUCUUGGUGGGAAGGGGUCUACCACUGUCCAUACGAGAUUACUCGUCAAGGCGGUUUAUAAGACUAAUGUCCUCGAGGACGAUAUCUCGGAGGUUGCUCUGGCUGAGACUGCAACGGGACACAAAUGCUUUAAAAUUAUGCUGAGACCUUUUGAGGUUGCGACGUAUAGGUUGCAGCUUUAGGCGCUGCGGGGGACGGUUGUGUAUCGUGCUCAGUUUGGCGGUGUAAUGGAUGAAAUGAAUUUGAGACUUUUUUUAAAAAA
This is a messenger RNA of Tuber melanosporum (Perigord truffle), 3536 nucleotides long. RefSeq lists its product as uncharacterized. Lineage: Eukaryota; Fungi; Ascomycota; Pezizomycetes; Pezizales; Tuberaceae. Bases 169 to 3456 code for a protein of 1095 amino acids. The transcript is spliced from 11 exons. Gene Ontology annotation, molecular function: carbohydrate binding; alpha-mannosidase activity. The record is from RefSeq and is a predicted model, not a curated record. Gene Ontology annotation, biological process: mannose metabolic process; oligosaccharide catabolic process. Gene Ontology annotation, cellular component: fungal-type vacuole membrane.